This is a messenger RNA of Candida albicans SC5314, 3261 nucleotides long. RefSeq lists its product as uncharacterized. The record is from RefSeq and is a predicted model, not a curated record. Bases 1 to 3261 code for a protein of 1086 amino acids. Lineage: Eukaryota; Fungi; Ascomycota; Pichiomycetes; Serinales; Debaryomycetaceae. Gene Ontology annotation, cellular component: nucleus. The transcript has a single exon.
AUGGCUAAUAGAAAUGAUGAUAAAAAGUUAUCACAGAAUGAAGGACAGAACUAUUAUCACCAACAACCAACUUCACAUACUAUCAACCAAUCUAAUGUUGCACCACCACCAUUACCACCACCACCUGGCGCGAAUUUUCUGGUACCUGGAAUAAAUCAAUUGCCGGGACAACAGUUACCGGCGCAUUUUUCUCUACCUCAUCAACAACAAACACAAACACCAAUAUCUCAACCACAACCCAUUAUACAUCCAUUCCCACACCAGCAUCAAUUACUACAGCAACAACAACAGCAACAACCCCACCAACAACAACCUCAAUUUCAACUACUAACACAACCCCACCAACAACAACAACAACAAUAUCCACCUCCUGAACCAUUAUCGUCAACGUCAUCGUAUCACAACAACACAAACUCCAAUAACAUUCAAUAUGUAAGACUGUUUCGAAAUCAUUUGAACCCUUAUUAUGCAGUCAAUCUAAAAUUUCUUAAAGAUUUGAAUACCAUGACGAAAUUUUGGACCAACCAUGAAAUUGAAAAUCUGAGACGAUUAGUUAAAUUUAAUUUUAAAAGUGAAGGUUCAACUCAAAUGGUUAAUUUUGAACCAAUAACACCUGAACAAUAUGAUAAUGUGUCACCUAUCAUUUCAUGUAUUUAUUGGAAAGAAAAAUCACGAUAUAUUAGUACAUCAGUUGAUAUUAUUACAUUAUUAGAAUAUAUGGUGAAACAAACAUUUGAUGUUGAUGAAAAAAAUCGUAUUAGAAGAAAUUUACAAUCAUUAAAACCAACAACAAUUUCCAGAAUAAAUAAAAAUGAUCGUAGAUUUUUUGAUCUUAUUAUGAGUAUGGAAAACCCCAGACCUAGAAACAUUGAAAAAGAUUUAAAAGUAUUUGAUUGGUCUGAUUUAGGUAGAGCAGUACAGAAAGUGAUGUCGAAAUAUUAUGUUGUGCCAAGUCUGGCUCCAACAAUAUCGUCAUCGUCUUCAUCUUCAUCUUCAUUCCAACAUCCAAAUCCACAACAAAUGCAAUCAAUGCCAGGUAUUGUUGGUAACCCGUCACAACAACAACAACAACAACAGCCAUUAUCUGUUCCAACACCAACACCAUUACCAAGUGGUAUGCCUGCAGUUCCAGUUUAUGGUAUUUAUACUGGACGUUCUUCAUUCCCAAUUAAUCAAACCCCAAUUCAUUAUUUAACUUCUCCAAUUGGUAAUAAUAAUAAUAAUAAUAAUAAUAAUAAUAAUACCGGUGGAUCAUUCCCUAAAUCACAAGUUGCAUCACCAUCAGUACAUCAGCAGCGUACAUUUAAUCAACGACCAGGAACAUUUUUUCCAUCUCACAACUAUUAUCAAUUUUUUGAUCAACCGAAAUCACAACCACACUUGCAGCCUUUAACUAGUGGUGGUGGUAGUGGUAGUAAUACUAAUGUACUUGCAUCACCACUGCAUACUUUUGAAAGUUCCAAUAGACAAACUUUACCGAAUGAAAGUAGUGACAAGUAUCAAGAGAAUCAAACUGGUGCUAUAAGUGGAAAUAAUGAUGAUUCCCGUAAAACCAAAUCUGACUUCAAAGAGAACAACAAUACCACAACUAAGAACGAGGAGAUUAGUGGAACUACAAAAGAAACUGAUAACAAUGAUGGCAGUAAUGAAGACAACAACAAACUUUACUCGAACCAAUAUCAUUCACGAAGCUCUUCUUUUCCUCAAUCUAUCAUAUCAUUAGAGUCAAUUUCAAGUUCAGGUUCAGGUUCAGGUUCAGGGCCAGGGUCACAAUUGAAAAAUCCACCAAAUAGUGACCCAACAAAAUUACCAUCAUCAUCAACAUCAUCAUCAUCAAUUAAUAAUGCCAACCCAGUGGGAUUUUCUGCUGUACCAUUAUCAUCAUCAUCAGGGAAUAAUUCCGUAUCACCUCCAGUAUCAUUAAAUCCUCGUAAUGAAUCAGAAUCAUCUUCAUCAGCAAAUAUGAUUACCCCACCGGUACCAAUCACAGGAAUAAGUGAUGAAAAAGAUGAUCAAAAAUCAUUGAGUUCAUCUAAUGGUGAUAAUGAUGGUCAUACUAGCAGUAGUAGCAGCAGUGGGAGUAGCAGUAGUGCCAGUGGAAGUAAUGGAAUUAGUUGUCGUAGUAGUGGUGGUAGUGGUGGUGGUACUUCCAAGAAAAGAAGGAAAAGAAAGAAUCGGAAAAAGAAGAAUAAAAAGAAGAAUCUUAAAUUUAAAGAUAAAUCAAAUUCAUAUUUUUCAAGUGUUUCAAAUGAUGUAUCAUCAUCAACAUCAUCAUCAGGGAAAGAAUUACAAGAUGGUUUAUCAGGAUCAAGUUCUGGGUUUGUUUCUGGAUCUACACCUAGUUCAGGUUCUGCUUCUGUUUCAGCUGCUGGUUCUGGUUCUGGCUCUGGUUCUGGUUCCGGCUCUGGUUCAGGUUCAGGUUCAGAAAAUUCAAAUAAUGAAGGUAAUAUCAGUAGUGGUGAUCGUCGUCGUCGUCGCCGUCAUAAACGUCGUCAACAUCGUGGUGCAAAAGAUAUUGAUCGAGAAGCAUCAAAUUCAGGUUCUGAUUCCAUAUAUUCCAAGGAUAGUGCACUUUCAUUAAAUAAAGGAUCUACUAAUUCUUCCACUAAUUCAAGUGUUAUAUGGGAUAAAGAUUCCAAUGGUAGUGGUAGUGGUGGUGGUGUGAAACCAUCAACUAACAGUACCAAGAAUGGUAUAUCCUUAUUGUCGAAGAAUGAUAAAAAGAAACCUAUUAAUAUUGCUAGUACUAACUCUUCUGAUAAGAAGAAAAAUAAUAAAAAGAAGAAGAAUAAUUCCAGUACUCAUCGUCAUCGUCAUGAUGAUGGUCCUGAUCAACAUGGAACUAAUAAUGGAUCAGAAGAAGGUGGUGAUGAAGAUGAAGAUAUUUCAAUGGAUGAAGGUGAUGAAGAAGAAGAUUAUGUUUUAAUGGAAGAAAAAAAUAAUAAUAACAAUGAUGAUAAAUUGAAAUUGAAAUUGAAAUUGAAAUUAAACAACAAUGACAAUAACCCGACAAUUCAAGUAUUACAAAAGGAGAAGGAGAAUAUUAAGUCUGUUGUUGAUAAAGAUUCACCAUCACCACCACCUCCACCUCCUCCUCCUCCUCCUCCUAAAUUACCUCUGAUUUCACAAUUAUUAGGAGAAAAUUUCCAAUCAAACACUAGACCAUUUGGUGGUGAUGGUGAUGGUGAUAAUGAUGAUAAUGGAUCAAAUAAUAAAUUACCACCAAUUACGAAAAAAGUUGAAAAAUGGAAAGAUCGUUAA